CUUGCCCUCCAAACAUUAUUCGCUUUGGUACUACUUUUCCAGCUACUUUUUUCCCCCUCAGUUCAACAUUAGCUCCGUUCGUGGUUAGUUCUGCUUACCUGUGUUGGAUCUCAGAGAUUCAUCCCCCGGCACUGCAUUUUUUCCGGCUAUCUGCUCUGUUUUCCUCCAUUUCUUCCCCGACUAUGUGGUCUGAACAUGCUGAUGGAAUGUUGCGUUUGCCUAAGGUUAAUGCUUGUCUGGUUCGUUGGACAUCUCAAGUUCAGCUUAUCGAGGCAUCGCACGUGAAGACAACUUGUGGCAGUGAGCUAACAAAGAAGUUCCGAUACUUUGUUUUUUCUGAUUUCCAGGGUGUUAAGGUGACUGCACUUACGAUUGAUGAGAAUAUUGAUCGUGUUAGUGAUGUAUUUGUGCCAUUUAAGAAGUAUCGCAUUUCAAAAGCCCGUGUUUAUGAGAUACCUAACUCUUCUUUGAGUGUUGGUUCUUAUCGCUUUUAUUGGGUUUUAACUAAUGACACUGUAAUUGAUGAAUUAAUCGAAAUUGACCCUCCAAAACUCCCAUGCUAUUUUCGCCUACGCUCUAUUGCUUCGUGUGAUGCUGUUGCCGACACAGAAAACUUCAUAGAUAUCAUGGGAAUUGUUUUGUGUGCCUUUCCUGCUAGAGAGGUAUAUUUUGAAGGAGGCCCAUCUGUCGCACGUGACUAUGUUAUUGUUAACUAUGAGCUUAGGCCUGUUAUUUUAACUCUUUGGAAUGAGUUCGAAGCCAUAGAAGGGGCUGACAUAAUGGCUAAUAUUGCACAGAAUCCGGUUUUGAUAUGUAUCCGUCUUAGGGUGACUACCGAUAACUAUUUAUCGUUAUCUACUCAGUCUUCGUCUGUGAUAUUGGUUUCCCCAAUUGUGCAAGAAGCUGGGAACCUCCGGGCAUGGUUUCAAGCUAAUAAAUCAGACCUCACGCAAAUGGUCCACGAGAGGAGUUAUGCUAAUUCAUGUGUAUUGGUCCCACCAGUUGCUUCUAGCCGUAUAAGUCAGAUCUCAUUCAUUGCACAGGCGACGAAGUUUGACAUAGGAACUGCAUGGAUAAGAGGCACGGUUUCUCUUGAGUAUAGAAAGGGUAGACUAUGGUAUCUAGCCUGUCCACAUUGCUAUCUUCCUAAUGAUUUUUCUUUGAACUGGGGUAUCAUGUGCCGCUAUUGCAGCCGAGACAUUUAUACUUUCCCUAGGGCUUGUGUGACUCUUGCUAUCAAGGAUGGCACUGGUUCACUGAAUGUAAUAGCCAUGGGAGAUGAGGCCGAGAAGUUAAUAGGUAUCAAUUCUCACCGUUUAUAUCAGGCUGAUAAGGAGGAUGUGCAUCUUACUGAUCGUGUGGUGAGUGCACUUAACGGAAGAGUAAUGUUGUUUUAUCUUAAGCAUUCGGACCAUGCUUUUAGGGUUACAAAGGGUGCUCGCUAUACAAUCGUCGCUUCCUAUGACGUGAAUGAUGCUGAAGCACAAGCUGCCUAA
Messenger RNA from Coffea eugenioides, 1496 nucleotides. RefSeq names its product replication protein A 70 kDa DNA-binding subunit B-like. The coding region runs from base 183 to 1496 and encodes 437 amino acids. NCBI's taxonomy places the organism in Eukaryota, Viridiplantae, Streptophyta, Magnoliopsida, Gentianales, Rubiaceae. The record is from RefSeq and is a predicted model, not a curated record. The transcript is spliced from 10 exons.